AUGCAAAAUCGAGUUACAGAUGUGUUUAAAUGUGCUGAUAUUUUGAAAGGGAGAUAUGACGAGAAGAUUUUAGUUGUCGAGGUGCUCAAUGGCAUUUUAGUCUUCUCAAAGAGAGAUUUAGUGAAAAAAAUUGACUGGAAAACAGAAGGCGGUCUAAAAACGAUUAAACCAGUUGCACUGGGGACGACUCAUGUGUGUACACCUGCAGUCGAACAAAGUGCUGUCAAAACAUCAGAGUUGUCAACUAAAAAUCUCGAGAUUCCUGUUGUCGGAACAAAACGCACAGUUGAGGAGAAAAUUCCAAUUGAAAAACGCGUGGUGGUGGACGUUCCCCCAAAGAUCGAUGAAAUCAAAGUCGAACCAAAACUCGACAUGGAGUUGAAAAGCGAAAUCACAUGGAUGUGCACUGUUGAAGGUGGCGACUACUUGUUGCUUCAGUCUUUCAAGACGUUCUUCGCCUAUAAGCGCGUCAACGGAAAGUACGUCAUUCACUUCACUCACCCCCCGAAGAAAAUUGACUUCAGUCGGGAGAAUGUCAAUUACUCGGACAUCACCGGACGAAUCACCAGAAAUGGAAGUUACGCUGUGUUUUCAUUGGCGGAUCGUUGUGAAUUGUACAAAUGCAAAGAUUGCAAGAAACUCAUUGCAUUCUCGGCGAUGACGGGUACCGUCAAGUCGUCCGUUGUGUCAAUGUUCCCGAACGAUUUUAAUUUGAUUUGUGUUGGUACAACAGACGGCGGAGUGUCAGUCUAUCGCGCAGAUAAGAACUUUUUGAACGUGAAAAUACCGUCGAAGGUUGGAGGACCAGUUGCUAGUUUGCUCUUCUCACCAACAACAGCAAAGGACGCGGACAGUCCAUUUUUUGUCAUAAGCAGAAAUGGGAGAAUUACGAAGUUACAAUACAACAAGAAGAGUGAGCCACAGAACACUAUAUCGAUGAUUGGGAAUGAAGUCGAUUUGAAAGUUGAAAAUGUCAAAGAUGCGUUUUUGUCAAGUAAUGGGAAAAUAAUCUACAUCGUUUAUGAAAAGGGUAUCAAGGAAGUUCAGUUGGAUACCUCAAAGCAAAGGGUGAUUGAGGUAAAUAACAUUGUUGCGGCAUGUGUCAACAACAAAGGUGUCGUUGUUGUAGUGAACAGUGAGGGUGUGUUUAAAGUGCAAGAGAAGGAUUUGAGUUUAAUCCGAGUGAAUAUGCAAAUGGACAAAGCAGACGUCACUUAUGUUGUGGCAGACAAGGAAGGAAACUUUGUAUUUUCCACGAAGACGGGCAAAGUGUUCACAACAACUAUUAAUUGA
Molecule: messenger RNA, 1293 nt
Organism: Entamoeba invadens IP1
Lineage: Eukaryota; Evosea; Mastigamoebida; Endamoebidae
Exons: 2
Coding region: 1-1293 (430 amino acids)
Molecular function (GO): protein binding
Source: RefSeq, a predicted model, not a curated record